AAGUCCCACAGCUCUCUCACAGUUGAGGACUUGGCUCAUAUGGGUUCAGUUGCCAAGUUGCUGUAACUUUCUCUGUUUCUUGAACGCAGUCAUGUCGAACAAUAGCGCGGCCAACAGCAGUUUAGUCAUCGCCCAGAAAGCAGUGAAGCAGCUGCGGCUGGAAGCUAGCGUCCGGCGGAUAAAGGUUUCUCAGGCAGCUACAGAACUGAAGACCUUCUGUUUGCAAAACGCUCACAAAGACCCUCUGCUGACCGGGGUUCCCUCCAGUGAUAACCCAUUCAGGCCUCCCAAGUCAUGUGUUCUGCUUUGAGGGCUACAAAGGGGUGCGGAACAACCAAACCGUUUCCUGUGGAUUUUCACAAAGUGUCACUGCCGUUGAAGAUAAAGAAGUCGACCCCACUGCUUGCAGCUGGUUUUCAGAGGGACUUUCUGACCACAAAAAAAUGUUGCAGUGAAGUGAAACAUAAUCCCCCAAAUUCUUUGCAUUUCCAAAGCUUUUCCAGAAUGAAUCUAAAGUUAAAUAUUGAAUGAGUAGGCUCUGCUCCUACUAGAGUCCAAGACAUAAAAUACAAUAUUUCAACAUGCUAGAAUUUUUUUUGUUCACUUUGUGCCAUUAUUGUUCAGCAACAGUUACUUUAGUAGCAUUUAAAGUACAGCAACAAAUGUUUCUUUUCCUAUUCAACGUUCUCAGUAAUUUAAUUCCACCUGUUAAUAAAAGAGUUUGACAUGCAUUUAGCUAAACAAAUGUUUUCUGAUCUAUUGUGAGCUUUACAGAUUUGUCUCUUCAUGGAAAGAGAUAUUUUGUUCACUAAUGUUCUGUUGUAUUUCAACUGCUUUUUAAACGGUUCUCUGCAAUUGUAACAUAUUCAUUCACUAACUUAUAAAGUGCUUUGAAACAUCCAAAAAAAAGGACCAAAACAAUAAAAUUGUUACAACAUUCACUAAGGUCACACAGAACAAAAUGUUAAUAAUGUUUCUACUGUCAACUAAGUAAUUUGUGUUUUUCAUCACAAAAUGUCAGAUUUCAGUUGUAAAUAUGACAUUGUCAUGUUUUCAGGUGCAAUGCCACCUGAUAACUUUGCACUUGAACAGCAGCUUCACAAUGAAACAGUCUGCUGGACGAUCAUUUUAUACACAUUUUUUUCAGCAGGAAAAUGGAAACUGGUCAGAGUUGGUGGGUGAUUGAAAUAGCUAAUUACAUUGAAAUGCUGGAAGAAAACCAACUGACACUGCAAGCUGCUUAACACCAGGCCAGAGAUUCAUCUUCCAGCAGAAAAACAACCCGAAAUAUACAGCCAGAGCUACAAUAAAACGGUUUAAAUCAAAGCAUAUCCAUGUAUUAGAAUUGGACAGUCAAAGACCAGACCUAAAUGCAAUUGUGAUUGUACCAAGACCUGAAUAUUGAUAUUUACAGACCUUCCACCUAACAUGACUGAGCUUGAAACAUUUUGCAUACAAUAAUUGUUAUCAAUUUCUGUCCCAGAUGUAUGAUGCUGGUACAGACAUACAAUAAAAGACUAUUUGCAGAAAAAUGCUGUUCUACAAAGUGUUGAGUUACAAAUAAAAAUGCACACCACGUU
Messenger RNA from Xiphophorus maculatus (southern platyfish), 1580 nucleotides. RefSeq names its product guanine nucleotide-binding protein G(I)/G(S)/G(O) subunit gamma-5-like. Gene Ontology annotation, molecular function: G-protein beta-subunit binding. The transcript has 3 exons. The record is from RefSeq and is a predicted model, not a curated record. NCBI's taxonomy places the organism in Eukaryota, Metazoa, Chordata, Actinopteri, Cyprinodontiformes, Poeciliidae. The coding region runs from base 92 to 310 and encodes 72 amino acids. Gene Ontology annotation, cellular component: heterotrimeric G-protein complex. Gene Ontology annotation, biological process: G protein-coupled receptor signaling pathway.